Molecule: messenger RNA, 2160 nt
Organism: Panicum hallii
Lineage: Eukaryota; Viridiplantae; Streptophyta; Magnoliopsida; Poales; Poaceae
Product: delta(24)-sterol reductase-like
Exons: 4
Coding region: 268-1971 (567 amino acids)
Biological process (GO): steroid metabolic process
Cellular component (GO): cytoplasm; membrane
Molecular function (GO): oxidoreductase activity, acting on the CH-CH group of donors, NAD or NADP as acceptor; FAD binding
Source: RefSeq, a predicted model, not a curated record
CCCAACCCGGCAGACGCAGAUGCCGACCACUGCUAUAAAAGAGGUGGAACGCCCAGCCAGCUCUGGCCGCCUUCAUUCUUGCUCCACCACCACCUUGCUUAGCUUAGCUUGGCAUCCUCUCCUUCCUUCCUCUCUGCCGGCAGGGCCUCCUCCACGGGUCACGGGUGAGGAUGGAGGGAGUAAUUGGCAGCGGCCGACGUGCUGAUUGUAUUGGUGUUAAUUUGUCAGAUCGAUCGAUCGAGGCUGGGAGCUAGCUAGGCAGCAGGCAUGGCGGAUUCUUCAACGCCCCCACCUGUGGUGCGACCCAAGAGGAAGAAGGUUCUGGUGGAUUACCUGGUGACAUUCCGAUGGAUCCCUGCCAUCUUCGUGGCCCUUCCCCUAUCCGCUCUCAUCUACCUCUGCAUCUACAUCGGGGGCAUGCUCUCCUCCAUGAAAUCCGAGGAACGCCGGCGCAGGGAGCACGAGGAGAACGUGAAGAAAGUCGUGAAGCGCCUCAAGCAGAGGGAUCCCAGGAAGGACGGCCUUGUCUGCACGGCCAGGAAGCCAUGGGUGGUGGUUGGCAUGCGCAACGUGGACUACAAGCGUGCCCGCCGCUUCGAGGUCGACCUCUCCGCAUUCCACAACAUCCUGGAGAUCGACACGGAGAGGAUGGUCGCCAAGGUCGAGCCUCUUGUCAGCAUGGGGCAGAUCACCAAAGUUACCUGCCCCAUGAACCUCUCCCUCGCCGUAGCCCCAGAGUUCGACGACCUCACCGUCGGUGGUCUGAUCAAUAGCUACGGGAUCUCAGGGAGCUCUCACAUCUACGGCCUUUUCUCCGACACGGUUGUGGCCAUGGAGGUUGUUCUUGCAGAUGGCCGGGUUGUGCGAGCCACCAAGGACAACGAGCACUCGGACCUCUUCUACGGCAUGCCGUGGUCCCAGGGCACCAUCGGCUUCCUCGUCUCAGCCGAGAUCAAGCUCAUUCCCAUCAAGGAGUACAUGAGGCUGACCUACACUCCGGUCAGGGGGACCUUGAAGGAGAUCGCGCAGGCCUACGCCGACUCCUUCGUGCCCAGCAGCAAAGAUGCAAAGGUCCCUGACUUUGUGGAAGGGAUGGUGUACUCUCCCUCUGAAGGCGUGAUGAUGACCGGUGUGUACGCCACGGAAGAGGAGGCCAAGAAGAAGGGCAACCGGAUCAACCGUGUGGGCUGGUGGUUCAAGCCCUGGUUCUACCAGUACGCGGAGACGGCCCUGAAGCGGGGCGAGUUCGUGGAGUACAUCCCUACGAGGGAGUACUACCACCGCCAUACCAGGUCCCUCUACUGGGAGGCAAAGCUGAUCAUCCCUUUUGGCGACCAGUUCUGGUUCAGGUUCCUGCUUGGCUGGCUGAUGCCGCCCAAGAUUACCUUGCUGAAGAUCACCCAGGGCGAAGCGAUCAGGAACUACUACCAUGACAACCAUGUGAUCCAGGACGUGCUGGUGCCGCUGCACAAAGUCGGCGACGUUCUCGAAUUCGCUCAACGCGAGUUGGAGGUGUACCCUGUGUGGCUGUGCCCGCAUCGUCUGUACAAGCUCCCCGUGAAGGCGAUGGUGCAGCCAGAAGCAGGGUUCGAGCAGCAUCUCCGGCAGGGCGACACCGCCUACGCCCAGAUGUACACCGACGUUGGCUUCUACUACGCUCCCGGCGCUGCGCUGCGGGGUGAGGAGUUCAACGGCGCGGAGGCGGUGCGGAAGCUGGAGCAGUGGCUGAUCAGCAACCACGGGUACCAGGCGCAGUACGCCGUGUCGGAGCUGAGCGAGAAGGACUUUUGGCGAAUGUUUGAGCCCUCUCACUACGACCACUGCCGCCGCAAGUACGGCGCCGCGGGCACCUUCAUGAGCAACUACUACAAGUCCAAGAAGGGGAAGAAGACGGAGAAGGAGGUCAGGGAGGCGGAGGCGGAGGCAGAGGCUGCCAUCGUCGAACCUAACAAGGAUGCAGACGCCGAAUGAAAUGAACUUAUUAGUAUGUCCGUCCAAUCAAUAAUGGUUUUAGUUUAAGAGUUUUUAGGCUGCACGGCACGGCACUGGAUGCAGCGCUGUGCUGUGCUGUGCUGUGUGUCCGCCGGACGAUCGACUUUGUUUCCAACUGAAUGUUGCAAUAAAAUAAGCAGCUAGCAGCUGUUUCUGCUUGCUGUAUUC